AUGACGUCGACUUCAUCAACAAACAAACGAAAACUUAAUCACCAAACACCUGAGUUUAAUUCAAUGUCAAAUGAUGAAUUUCAAAUCCCAGAACCCUUCGAUAAUCAAACACCAAUUGAAAUAGCACCAAAUUCAAAUAUUAAUUUCCAACCUUCAAACCACUCUGAUUUAAUUUCAAAUAACCUAAUUAAUGACAAUAUUAAUUUACAGAAAAACUCCAGACGGUUUCGAGAAAAACAAUCCAUGAAAGAUUACCCAUUUCCACAUUACAAGUUCGUUCAUCCAGACAUAUUCAUACAUGAAUCAAUUGAAAUCUAUUCAAAAAAUAUCAAUCAAAUUCAUCAACGAAAUAUCGACCACCAUUUGAAAAAUAUAUCAUUAUUAACUGAGUUACAUGAAUUAACAUUAAAAAAUAGCAUCAGCACAGAUACUCAUGAUAUCAUUGAUAUGAAUUGCAUAGGAAAAAAUUUAAAUGUUGUUAAUAAUGAAGCUGACACUAUUGAAUCUGAUACAAGAAUUAUUAAAAUUGAACCAACUGAUGAACCUUACAAAUUUGGUGAUUUAGCAAAUGUAAAUAUUAAUACAAUAGAUCCACAAUUGAUGAAAAUAAAAACAACUGAUGGUAUACAACUGGCUAAUGAAGUGAUAGAAAUCAAUGCUCCAGGUAAUGAUGCUAUUCUUUCGUCUGAUAAUGAAAAUGAUGACGUUGUUAUUUUAGAUGUCAAUAAUUUAAAUAAUGUUGAUGAUAAAGAUGUAAUUGCAGCAGCUGUAGAUAACAAUGAUAAAGGUACUCAUUCAUUAGCAGCUAUUAUAUUGGACUUGAAAAUAUUAAAUAACGUUAAAAUUUUAAAAAAAAUGGGAUUAGCCAGUGAAUUAUCAACAGUAGAAGCUCAACGUCGAGUUGCUGACGUUACUCUCCAAAUUGGAUCAAUUGAAUUAACUAUUAUUGUUUGGUAUUUACCGACUCAUAAUUAUCCACAACAGUUAAACAUAAUUGAACAAGUGUUGAAUUUGAUGACACCAGAUAAAUUAUAUUUUUUAGCUGGUGAUUUUAAUAAUGGUUACGAUUUGAAAGGUACUGUAAAACAACAAGAAGAACGAAUCCAUCAAUUACUUAAUUCAAAAUUAAACGAUUUGGGGAUGAUUGAUUUUGCACUGACAUUUAUCGAUACCAAAUAUUUCACAAAUUGGAACGCAUCUAAUAAUAGAUGUAUUGAUUUCAUUAAAGUAAGUAAAUCAUUACUACAAUAUUUGGGAAUGUGGGAAUUGUAUUUUGACUUUGAUGGAACACAUGCAGGGAUUACAACCCAAUUUUGUAUGACUCCACUUGAUACAUUUGAAAAAUUAGUUGAUAUAAAUGCUAAACAAAAUAAAAUACUUGAAAAUUUUUAUUCUAAAGCCCAAAUUUCAAAUGAUCAAAGGUAUACAUAUGAUGAUGUAAAAGAAAUGCAUGCAGGUAUGAUUGAGUUAAUUGAUGAAAAUUCAAAAAAUGUUAAAAUUAAAUUGGAGCAAGACCAAGAAGUAAAUUUAGAUCCUGAAAUUCAACAAAUUUUAAAAAAAUAUGGUUUAGGACAAAAUGAAUUCAAUAUUGGUUCUGACGAGGAUGAAAGUGAACAUGAAAGUUUUAUAAAUGAUGAAAAUUUACUACCAAUGGUUAGCAACUCAAAAACUAAUUUAAAUUAUAGUGAUGUUGAGUCUAACUUUUUAAAACCUUCGCUGUUGAAAUUAAUUGAUGAAAAUUCAAAAAUUGAUAAAGUUAAAUUGAUUCAAGACCAAGCAGUAAAUUUAGAUCCUGAAAUUCAACAAAAUUUAAAAAAACCUGGUUUACAACAAAAUGAAUUCAAUACUGGUUCUAAUGAGGAUAAAAGUGAACAUGAAACUAUUACAAAUGAUGAAAAUAUUCAACCAAUGGUUAGCAAUUCAAAAACUAAUUUAAAUAAUAGUCAUGUUGAAUCUAAAAUAUUUGAAGUUCGGCAAUUGAAGUUAAAUUUGCUGGUGUUUCAAAUGUCUCAGUUGGCUUACUUGGGAUACAACAUAGAUGAUGAGGACACCAAGGUGGAAAUAACGUUAAUAAGACCCAGUAAUAGCAACUCACAUAUCUGGAAAUACAUGGGCAUAAUAGAACAAAUGGAUUUUUCAGUAUUAUGUACAUGUUGUUUUAAAAUUUUUGAAUGGAAAUAUGAUGAUGAAAGUUACUGGUCUUUGAUGAAUCAUUUAAAUUUCCACAAUGAACUUGAUAUCCCACAUUUUGACUCAAUUUCAAAUCCAACAAUGAAAUCAGAAAAUUAUUUACAUUAUAUUUAUGUUGAAUGUAAAGCAUUUAGAAUUUGGGAGUUGAAAUACCAUUUGCUGAUACCUAACUUAAAUCAGUUAGCAGAAUUGGGAAAUGACACACAAAAUGAUAAUACCCCAGUGUUAUUGACUUUAAAAAGACCAAAUAUUAGCAGCCCAUAUAUCUGGAGAUUUGUGGGUAUAAUCCAAGAAUUAGAUGGUUUAGUUUUGUGCACUUGUUGUUCUAAAUUUUUCAAAUGGAAUAAUGAUGAUGAUGAAAGUUAUGGGGCUUUAGUGAAUCAUUUGAAGUUUCAUGGUGAACUUAAUACUUCACGAUUUGAACCAUUUUCAAACUCGACCACAAAUUUAAAUUAUAGUUAUAUUGAGUCUAAAAUAUUUGAAGUUCAGCAAUUGAAUUUAAAUUUGCUGGUACGUCACAUGAUUCAGUUGGCACAAUUGGGAUACAACAUAUACAAUGAAAACACAAAGGUGGAAUUAAGUUUGAAAAGACCCAAUACAAGAAGAACAUCCAUUUGGAGAUAUGUGGGUAUAAUCCAAGAAUUAGGUUGUUUAGCUUUAUGCACAUGCUGUUUCAAAUUUUUCGAAUGGAAUAAUGAUGAUGAAAGUUACUGGUCUUUGAUAAAUCAUUUAAAUUUUCAUGAUGGACUUAAUACUUCACAAUUUGAACCAUUUUCAUAUUCAACAAUGAGAUCAAGGAUCUGUUUAGAUGAUAAUUAUGUUGAAUCUAGCACAUUUAAAAUUUGGGGGUUGAGAAACUAUUUGCUGAUAACUAACAUGUUGAAAUUGGCAGAAUUGGGAUACGACACACAAAAUGAUGAAAGUAAAGUUGUGUUGACAUUAAAAAGACCCAAUACUAGCAGCAAAUAUAUUUGGAGAUACGUGGGUGUCAUUAAAGAACUAGAUGGUUUAGCUUUAUGUACAAGUUGUCUGAAAUUUUUCAAAUGGAACAAUGAUGAUGAAAGUUAUGGGGCUAUAAUUAAUCAUUUAAAUUUUCACAAGAAACUUAAUACCUCACAAUUUGAACCAUUUUCAAACCCAACCAUGGAAUCAAAGAAUUUGAAUUAUCAUUAUGUUGAGGCUAGAAUAUUUGAGGUUCGUCAGUUGAAGUUGUAUUUGCUGCAUCUCGAUUUCAUGCAAUUGAUAAGAUUGGGAUAUGACACAGAUGAUGAUCAAACUAAAGUUGAAUUGACGUUGAAAAGACCAAAUACUAGCAGCAAGUAUAUUUGGAGAUACAUCGGGGUAAUUGAGCAAUUCAAUUCUUUAAUUUUAUGUACAUGCUGUAAUAAGAUAAUCCGUUGGAAUGUUGAUAGUGGAAGUGAAGAUACCUUGGAAAAUCAUUUGAAAUUGCAUAAAGAUCUUGAUACCUCAAUGUUUAAAAACCCAAAUAAAUUAUCAAUUACCAGCAGAUCAAAUCAAACUCUGGGUUCAUAG
Molecule: messenger RNA, 3723 nt
Organism: Lodderomyces jiufengensis
Lineage: Eukaryota; Fungi; Ascomycota; Pichiomycetes; Serinales; Debaryomycetaceae
Exons: 1
Coding region: 1-3723 (1240 amino acids)
Source: RefSeq, a predicted model, not a curated record